This is a messenger RNA of Habropoda laboriosa, 777 nucleotides long. RefSeq names its product zinc finger protein 239-like. The record is from RefSeq and is a predicted model, not a curated record. The coding region runs from base 1 to 777 and encodes 258 amino acids. Gene Ontology annotation, cellular component: nucleus. Lineage: Eukaryota; Metazoa; Arthropoda; Insecta; Hymenoptera; Apidae. The transcript has 4 exons.
AUGUUUCGUUGUUUGAAUUUAAAAUACGCAGUAUGCAGCGUAGUGCAAGAAGCGCCAUUAGAUUUAAGCUGUCGCGGCGCCGAGGGGAAAAUGAAUUCGCAAAGUUCAGCGAAAUUUCAAAGAUGUUUAUCUUGCCAGACGUGUGGCAAAAAUUUUGACAGACCUUCUUUGCUCAAAAGGCAUCUACGAACGCACACAGGUGAAAAGCCACAUGGUUGCACUGUGUGUGGAAAAAUGUUCAGUACAAGCAGCUCUUUAAACACACAUGUCAGAAUUCACACUGGAGAACGACCUCACGAAUGUCUUAUUUGCGGGAAACGUUUCACCGCUUCGUCAAACUUGUACUACCAUCGAAUGACUCAUUACAAGGAAAAACCCCAUAAAUGCAACGAAUGCGGUCGUUCUUUUCCAACCCCCGGUGAUUUAAGGGCCCAUGGGUAUUCCCAUAGUGGCAACUGGCCGAUGCGAUGUUCGGUUUGCAAUCGGGGAUUUUGCAAACCUGGAGCCCUACAUCAUCAUAUGCAAUUGCACAUCGGCAAUCGACCGUAUCGUUGUAAUAUAUGCAAGAAACAAUUUUCUGUAAUCAAUAAUUUACGAUCACACGAGCGAUCACACGAUCUUGAUGUUCCGAUUGGAAAUAUCGCAAACUCUUCAAACCUAGGAAGUGAAACAUCAAUUAUAAACGCAGCUACGUAUAAAGAUGUAAGUAAAAGUCAUUUACAAUUUCCAGCUGUUUAUUCUUGGUCUUCUUGGAUACCAUUGCAUUAUUCAAAGUGA